Oncorhynchus gorbuscha (pink salmon) is the source of this 917-nucleotide messenger RNA. Its product is annotated as gamma-crystallin S-like. Gene Ontology annotation, molecular function: structural constituent of eye lens. Gene Ontology annotation, biological process: visual perception; lens development in camera-type eye. NCBI's taxonomy places the organism in Eukaryota, Metazoa, Chordata, Actinopteri, Salmoniformes, Salmonidae. The coding region runs from base 150 to 467 and encodes 105 amino acids. The transcript is spliced from 2 exons. The record is from RefSeq and is a predicted model, not a curated record.
AUGUACUGACCAGGGGAGAGUACCUCGACUACCAGUAUGUACUGACCAGGGGAGAGUACCCCGACUACCAGUAUGUACUGACCAGGGGAGAGUACCCCGACUACCAGUACAUCCUGACCAGGGGAGAGUACCCCGCCUACCAGCGCUGGAUGGGCCUCAACGACCACGUCUGCUCCUGCAAGAUGGUUAACUUUGCUAGCGGUGCCCCCUACAAGCUGCAGCUGUACGGGAAGGGAGACUUGGCAGGCCAGGCGUUCGAGGCCACCGAGGACUGCCCCUCCGUGCUGGAGAAGUUCCACUGGCGCGAGGUGCACUCCUGCAAGGUGCUGGGAGGCUGGUGGGUCUUCUACGAGCACCCCGACUACAAGGGCCGUCAGUAUCUCCUGGAGAAGGGCGAGUACCGCAAUCCCACAGACUGGGGCGCGGUGUGUCCCAACGUCCAGUCCUUCAGACGCCUCACUGAGUAACCAGGGUCUAGAGGUGUCCCCCUCUCGCCCAACCAAUCGGAUCCCUCCUGCCCAAUGCUCGAUCACGUCAUCUACUACCGUUCUUAACACCAACCCAAGAGAUGGACCUAACACUGAGCCAUGGCCACCAGCUAAACCCUGACUGGCAAGCAGCUGACGAGUUGUGUUUUUAUUGUGUGUUUGGUGUAAGUCUGAUAAUGUCUAAUACAGCCCACAACCAAUGGACAAGAACCUCUCUGCAGUCACUCUGCGUCAAACCAACUCUAGAGCCUAAACUGUAAAACAAGACUUUUAUAUUUUUGAUGUGUUUCAUUUGAUCAUAGCCAGUGAUAGAUAUGGUAUAACAAUAACUUGUCAGUUCAUAACAUUUCGUAUUAGGAAUAAAUACAUUUGGUAAUAAUAACUCUACUUCAUGUUAUCUUAGUAUUAAAUAAACAGUAACCCAGGGCA